UUUCAACUUAAAAAAAUAGAGCUCAGCCAUGUUUCUCCUCCUUCCCUGUUGAUAUCUCAUCACCAUCUAAAAAAACAGAUUAAAGUUCAGCAGAUACGUUUUGGGAGAACAGAAGAACGGUCAAUCAAAACAGAGAAUUUCGAUUCCACAUUUUUAGGAUAUGUUCUACACUCAUAUAUCUAUGUUUAUCAGAAAGCGGAUCAUCAUUUGGAGUUUUCAUCUAAUAGUUAUGAUUAUUUCUUUGGGGCUGUUCGUUGUAGAUCGGAUCCGCCGACAGUCAACUUCAUCUGUGUUUUCCCGUCGAUCCAGAAGGAACCAGGAAACGAGCGAGAUAUCAUUGGAAAGCUCUUGCUGUCAGCUUUCUAUAUCAUCUUUUAGAUCGUCAAACCAAGAGUCAGUUCCGAUCAGUCUCGCUGUAAGGGAGAAACGGUCGACCUAAACAAAAGCUUUCAAUCUGGAAAUUUGUAAGUAUCGGUGCAGUCUGCGUUUGCGACCAGCCUGGACAUGAAGCAAUUUUGGUUAAUCAAAUGGUGUCCGAUCGGAGUAAAUUAGAUGACUAUGGACAGAGGACAUCAAGGACUACAUUCUGACCGGAGAGAUCGAAAAGUUAACGGUCGGUUCUUGAGAUUUCAUUUGUUUUCUUUAGAGUUCAGUUCUGUCAGAAUCAUCAUAUUCAUCUUUUUUCAUAGAGUUCCGGAGUUGCUGUUUUAGAACCGUCAAGGACAUUUGGUGUUUUCUCAGUUUUCUUCAGAAUUGUGGCAAAGUUGAGGGCUAUUCUCGUGAGACAGACGAGUAUAUGAUAUUUGGACGGAUUGGUGCUACUGGACUUUAUAGUCGGAUUAUUAUUUGGGUUUUGGUCAACUUCAUCGGUGUUUUCCCGUCGAUCCAGAAGGAACCAGGAAACGAGCGAGAUAUCAUUGGAAAGCUCUUGCUGUCAGCUUUCUAUAUCAUCUUUUAGAUCGUCAAACCAAGAGUCAGUUCCGAUCAGUCUCGGUGUAAGGGAGAAACGGUCGACCUAAACAAAAGCUUUCAAUCUGGAAAUUUUCUGCGUUUACGACCAGCCGGGACAUGAAGUUAGUUUGGUUAAUCAAAUGGUGUCCGAUCGGAGUACAUUAGAUGGCUAUGGACAGAGGACAUCUAGGACUCCAUUCUGACCGGAGGGAUCGAAAAGUUAACGGUGAGACAGACGAGUAUAUGAUAUUUGGACGGAUUGGUGCUACUGGAGUUUUUAUUCGGAUUAUUAUUUGGGUUUUGGGUGAGUGGAUUGGUGUUUAUGGGCUAUUGUGUUAUCAGUUAUUGUUGCUGGCCCAUUUUCUUCGAGAUAGGAGGUGACGGGUGUUACACUCUGCUUCUUAGUUACGGUCAAAAAGAUGUAUAGGAGUUUGAUAAAGAGGAUAAGGCAAAUAUACACUCAGCCGUAUAAGAUGUUUGGGUGGUGGCUUCAUUAUAUCGGAUGUAAUUUAGUAAUUGAUAGGCUUGUUAAAUUCUCAAUGCUUAUUGAAUCGUUUGACCUUUUUUACAAGAGAAUUAUGUCUUCUGGCGGGGACUUUGGUCCGAGACUGGGAAUUGGACAGGGGGUUUAUCUAACGAAAUUAAAACGGUACUGGACCUUCGGCGGAUACAAGAUAGUUUCGGUAGAGACUAUAUGAACAUCAGCCUUUCGAUGUUUCAAAGGCAAUGUCAACAGUCGGCUGAACAUGAUGGGCCCCAUCAAGCCCAAUUGUUAAUGGCUCCAAUGAGCGUGAUUAAAAAAAAAAUUAUGAAGGUACUCAGCUGGAAUUAUAGAGGCAUGGGAAGUAAGUGGACAAUUAGUUAUCUACGGAAAAUAUGGCACCAAUAUAAACCAGAUUUUCUUUUUUUAUCGGAAACAAAGCAAGAUUUUGCCCUUGUUCAAGGAUUCCAAUCGCAUUUUGGAUAUGAUAAUAUAAUAACGGUAGACCCAAAUGGAACAAGCGGAGGGCUGGCAUUAUAUUACAACAACGAGUAUCAGGUUAAUGUGCUAUACUCUAGUAACAGGAUGAUAGAUGUCGAGGCGGAGGCUUUGGGGAAGAAGAUAUUUAUGACAUUUGUAUACGGAGAGCAAAUUCAGAAAUUGAGAGGCCAAGUCUGGGAGAGGCUAACUAGAUAUGGCAUUGCACGAGACGACCCUUGGUUUAUUAUUGGAGAUUUAAAUGAAAUCACUGGGAACCAUGAAAAAGAAGGCGGCCCGUUACGGAUUUCAGAAACUUUCGUAUCAUUUAAUAAUAUGAUCCGCAGUAGUGGACUCUUGGAAUUUCAGGCGAAAGGAAACAAAUUAUCUUGGCAAGGAAGGAGGAAAGUAAACGGGAAAGCGACAAUGAUUCGAUGUCGAUUGGAUAGAGCUUUAGCAAACGAAGAAUGGCAUACAAUGUUUCCACAAUCGUAUACAGAAUAUUUGAAAAUGGUGUGUUCGGACCAUCGACCAAUAGUGGCUUUCCUAGAGGACAAAGUUACCAGACGUAAGGGACAAUUUCAAUUUGACAAAAGAUGGAUAAGAAAGGAUGGCUUUUUGGAAUCCAUUGCCAGAGGCUGGACAAAGGAAAUGAGGAAUACAACUGGGCAAUGUGGGGGAUGUUGUGUCAAAGAUUACAAAUUGUCGACACGAACUUUCAACUUGGCGCAAGAAUAACCCACCAUACGGAAAAGGGAAAAUAUCAGAAUUACAACAAGCGUUGGAGGAGGUACAGACCAAUGAUAAUCGAUCUCAAGAGGAUAUUUUGGAAGUAUCUCGGAAACUUCAAGAGGCUUAUAAAGACGAGGAGGAAUAUUGGCAACAGAAAAGUAGGAAUACGUGGAAUACGGCGGGCGAUUGCAGCGCAAAUUUCUUUCAUGCCUUGACGAAACAGCGACGAACUCGUAAUCGGCUGGUAGGGUUAUAUGAUACAAAUGGAAAUUGGGUGGUUAAGGAUGAAGGGAUUGAGAAGGUUGCAGUGGAUUAUUUUGAUGAUCUUUUUAGUACUAAGUCACCUAGCGAAUUUGAUGAUUUUCUGGAUGAAAUUAAACCAACCAUCUCUCAGCAAACAAAUCAAAGGCUAAUAAGGAUCGCCACAGAGGAAGAGGUGCGGCAAGCUCUGUUCAUGAUGCAUCCAGAAAAGGCGCCGGGCCCAGAUGGAAUGACAGCACUUUUUUCCAACAUUCUUGGCACAUUAUCAAAAAGGAUAUAGUGGAAAUGGUCAAUAAUUUCUUGACCACAUGGAAAUUGGAUGUGCGGCUAAAUGUUACAAAUAUUUGUUUGAUUCCUAAGACGGAAAGACCGACAAGGAUGACAGAACUCAGGCCAAUAAGUCUCUGUAAUGUCGGAUAUAAAAUGAUAUCAAAAGUUUUGUGUCAAAGGCUAAAGGCUUGCCUACAGGCUCUGAUUUCAGAAACACAGUCGGCUUUUGUGGCUGGGAGAUUGAUUUCGGAUAACAUCCUAAUUGCACAAGAGAUGUUUCAUGGGUUGGGGACAAAUAAGGCCUGCCAAAAUAAGUUCAUGGCUAUAAAAACGGAUAUGAGUAAGGCUUAUGAUAGAGUGGAAUGGAAUUUUAUUCAGGCAUUACUUCGGAAAAUGGGGUUUGAUUCCCAUUGGAGUCAGUUGAUGAUGGAAUGUAUAACUUUGGUACAAUACAGAGUCUUAUUAAAUGGACAACCACGAGGACAAAUUAUUCCAAAUAGAGGUUUACGUCAAGGGGAUCCUUUAUCUCCAUAUCUGUUCAUUAUGUGCACUGAGGCCUUAAUAGCAAAUAUCAAAAAGGCUGAAAACGAAAAAACGGCUAACGGGAAUAAAAAUGGCGAGGGCAUGUCCUUCAAUAUCUCAUUUGCUUUUCGCAGAUGAUAGUAUCUUUUUAUGUAGAGCACAGAAAGAGGAAUGCGAGACUAUUUUGGUAAUUCUUAAAGAAUACGAAAAGGUUUCGGGACAGCAGAUUAACUUUCAAAAAUCCUCGAUUCAAUUUGGUCAUACAAUUGACGACGAUACUCGCCAAGCACUUCGGGAUAUCAUGGGAAUUCAAAAUUUGGGAGGGAUGGAAAAAUAUUUGGGCAUCCCAGAGAGUCUGGGUGGCUCAAAGAUACAAGUAUUUGGAUUUGUUCAAGAAAGAUUGAAUAACAGGAUCAAUGGAUGGAUUUUUAGGUUUUUUUCCAAAUGAGGAAAGGAAGUAAUAAUAAAAUCGGUGGUAACGGCUCUACCCAAUCAUAUUAUGUCCUGUUACAAAAUACCAAAAACAGUGGCGAAGAAGCUUACAAGUGCGGUAGCACAAUUCUGGUGGAGCCCCAGUGGAGAUACAAAAUGAUUACACUGGAAAUCAUGGGAUAAGGUUUGUGUGCAUAAGGAUGAUGGAGGGCUCGGUUUUACGGAUUUUAAUACAGCUAUGCUUGGUAAGCAGCUAUGUACAUUAAUAGAGAAACCCAACACUCUAUUUUCUCGUGUCUUUAAAGGUCGAUACUUCAGGAACGCUUCACUCCUGGAACCGAUCAGAUCGUACGCGUCCUCCUAUGGGUGGCGCAGUAUAAUCUCUGCUAGAUCUCUGGUUAGCAAAGGACUAAUCAAAAGGGUGGGAUCAGGGACAUCCAUAUCAGUAUGGAAUGAUCCGUGGCUCCCAACCACUCGCCCGAGACCAGCAAAUAAAAAACAAAAUGUUAUCUUACCGGAUCUUAUGGUUGAUUCCCUCAUUGAUGAAACAACAUGAACAUGGAAAUCACAUACUCUUCAGGAGAUAAUGGACCCCGAGGAUGUUAAAAUUGUAGAGAGUAUACCUCUAAGCAGGAUACCAACAAUUGAUCGGGAUGGCUGGCAUUUUACAAAAAAUGGAAAAUAUACUGUAAAAUCAGGAUACCAAGUGGAAAGAACAUAUCCUGAUAUAGAACAAGGGGCAGUAGAAUUUGGACCCAUGGUAACUGCUCUUAAAGCUAAUUGUUGGAAAGUGCGCUGUCCACCCAAGAUGAAGCAUUUUCUAUGGCAACUUUUGUGGGGAUGUAUCGCAGUGAAGAAAAGUCUGAAGGCAAGGGGUAUUAAAGGAGAUAUACGGUGUGACAUAUGUGGAGCAUCAGAGGAAUCCAUAAAUCAUGUUUUCUUUGAAUGCCCACCGGCAGUCCAGGUAUGGGCACUAUCAACGAUCCCAACGCAUCCAGAUCACUUUCCAGGACAAUCUUUAUUUGUGAAUAUGGAUUAUUUAUUUUGGAGGGUUAAGCCAACAAUGGAGGAACAUCAUUUUGCAUGGAUACUUUGGUAUAUAUGGAAAGGACGGAAUAGUAAAGUUUUUAGUAAUUUGGACACGGAACCGAGGGAGACUCUUCGACGAGCCAUGACCGAGUCUUUACUUUGGAUGGAAGCUCAGCAGGAAAUAGUUCAGCCUCAGGAUCAGGUUACACAUACGUCUGAUGCAGUAUUGCCGAUUAGAUCGGGACGAUGGUGUUUCACGGAUGGAUCAUGGAAACCAGAGGAUACUUUUUCAGGACAAGGAUGGUACAGUACUUUAGAGGGUUUUGAAGGCUUAUUGGGAGCUAGGAAUACGAGGGCUAGUCAAACCCCGUUACAUGCAGAAGUCGAAGCUCUUAUUUGGGCGAUGGAGUGCAUGAGGAAUUUAAGGCAAUAUAACGUUACAUUUGCAACUGAUUGUUCUCAAUUGGUGAAGAUGGUUUCGGAACCAGGAGAAUGGCCGGCUUUUGCGAGUUACUUAGAGGACAUCAAGAGUCUGAAGAGAAGUUUCAACAGCUCAGAGAUUAUUCAUAUACCACGGACGCAAAACAACAAGGCGGAUAGCUUAGCACGCAGUGUGAGGCAACAAACGUCGUUUACUGUCCAUAUGGAUACAUAUCACCCAGUUUGUUUUAUAGAGUCCACAUAAGUCUGUAAAAUG
Molecule: messenger RNA, 5852 nt
Organism: Raphanus sativus (radish)
Lineage: Eukaryota; Viridiplantae; Streptophyta; Magnoliopsida; Brassicales; Brassicaceae
Exons: 8
Coding region: 4713-5840 (375 amino acids)
Molecular function (GO): RNA-DNA hybrid ribonuclease activity; nucleic acid binding
Source: RefSeq, a predicted model, not a curated record